Molecule: messenger RNA, 823 nt
Organism: Doryrhamphus excisus (bluestripe pipefish)
Lineage: Eukaryota; Metazoa; Chordata; Actinopteri; Syngnathiformes; Syngnathidae
Gene: ssr3
Product: signal sequence receptor, gamma
Biological process (GO): SRP-dependent cotranslational protein targeting to membrane
Cellular component (GO): membrane; endoplasmic reticulum
Source: RefSeq, a predicted model, not a curated record
CGUCCCUCUUCUGCUCUCCUACCGACGUGUCAGUCCUCUUCUGUCCGCUGCUGAGAGUUAGUUAGCCGGUAGGACACUCCUAACCCCGUUAUGGCCCCAAAAGUCAGCAACAAACAGCAGUCAGAAGAAGACCUGCUCCUGCAGGACUUCAGUAGAAACCUGUCGGCGAAGUCCACCGCGCUAUUUUACGGAAAUGCGCUCAUUGUUUCUGCCAUCCCCAUCUGGCUUUUUUGGAGGAUUUGGCACAUGGAUCUGGUACAGUCUGCAGUCCUGUAUGCUGUGAUGACGCUGGUCAGCACCUACCUGGUGGCCUUCGCCUACAAAAACGUCAAGUUUGUUCUCAAACACAAAGUUGCUCAGAAACGCGAGGAUGCCGUUUCCAAGGAGGUGACCAGGAAGUUGUCAGAAGCCGACAAUCGUAAAAUGUCCCGCAAGGAAAAAGACGAGAGGAUCCUGUGGAAGAAGAACGAGGUGGCCGACUACGAGGCCACCACCUUCUCCAUCUUCUACAACAACACUCUCUUCCUGGUGCUUGUCAUCGUCGCAUCGUUCUUCCUGCUCAAGAACUUCAACCCCACUGUCAACUACAUCCUUUCAAUCAGUGCUUCUUCUGGACUGAUUGCUCUGCUGUCCACUGGCUCCAAGUAGAAGAGGAUGAUGAUGAUUCAGCGUUGGGUUAAAUAGUUUUUCACUCGAGUUCUGUUAAAUGGGAGGCGGAAAUAUCACAUUUCAUUUUCAUGAAAUUCAUGAUCAAUUUUCUGGAGUGUCUUCUUCCAGGUGUCUGCUCUUUUUUGUAACAAUAAACAUGACAAGUGAUAUUUGA